This is a messenger RNA of Cryptotermes secundus, 1629 nucleotides long. It is a transcript of the gene Npc2b, whose product is annotated as NPC intracellular cholesterol transporter 2. The transcript is spliced from 4 exons. Gene Ontology annotation, molecular function: sterol binding. Bases 73 to 546 code for a protein of 157 amino acids. The record is from RefSeq and is a predicted model, not a curated record. NCBI's taxonomy places the organism in Eukaryota, Metazoa, Arthropoda, Insecta, Blattodea, Kalotermitidae. Gene Ontology annotation, biological process: sterol transport.
CAGGUUGGUCCCAGGCAGUUAACGCGAUACAGCUGAGGUGUUCGCAAGGAGGAACAGCAGUAGCCUGUUGACAUGAAGCUUCCUGUGGCCUUAGUAAUCUCCACUCUACUCGUCAGCUGUGCAACGUCAACUCCUGUACAAAGCUGUUCUGGCGGUGGUCCCCAUGAACUUUCCGACAACUACAAAAUCGGCGACUGCGUUAGAACUCCUUGCAAAUUGAAGAGGAAGACAGACAUUGUUCUGGAAUUUAAAUUCACGCCUGAUCAAGAUGCGCCUUCUAUAAAGAACAAAGUGAACGCCAAGAUUGCGGGCGUUCCAUUCCCGUUCAUCGGCGUGGACGGAUCCAACGCCUGCUCUCAGGUCUAUUUCCCCGACGGCAGCAAAGCUGGGUGUCCUCUUAAGGCCGGCCAGGAAUACCUGUACAAGAAUACUUUAAAGGUCCUCGAAAUCUACCCGAAGUUGAAAGUCGUGGUCCACUGGGCUCUAACAGCUCCUGGAAACAGGGACUUGCUGUGCUUCAACGUUCCUGCUAAGAUUACGUCAUAAUUUAAACAAAAAUUCUCCAUGAACUGUAUGAGUGUGUGAAGAAGGCCUAUCAUGACUUUGGACGUUUCCGUAAUCAGGGAAUUCGAGAAAAUAUAUUUUGAAGACCUGUCUGUAGCAGUUAUCUCAAACAUAUCUCUUCCCGUCAUGGUAGAUGGUCCAUUUCACUUUUAUGUAAUUACAUUCCACCUGUUUCAGCUUUUCUGUCUCUCCGUCAGGAUCAGUCCAAUAAUCUUAAGAUGGUAGUGAUUUGUGGUAGAAUUCUGACGGUGACCUUUAUCGAACACCUUCGCCUAUUGCCGAAAAUACUUAAGAAAUUCAAACAGUUGAAUCAGUACUCUUGAGUUAUCAUUCAUGUAUAAACUUGCACGGCUCUAGCCUGCAGCUACUUGCACUGAUAUGUCUGAAAUUUAAAUAAAUACAUGAGGACCGGCUGAAGCGACAAUCAUGUAAAAACGUACAUUACACCCGAAGGUUUGGAACAUUCACUUCCAUGUCUGCUACAUACUACACGGUACACCCAACUACUGUAGGAUGCUCUAUCGCAUGAACUUGAACCUUAGUGCAACUUUGCUGUAGGAACACGAAAGUGACCCGAGUGUAACAUUAAAAGAGAAGUGGCCGAAGAAGGAUAUUUGAUUGUGUAUGGGUUCUCGUUAAUGUUUUACGAAAUGUUGCAUAUAUGUAAAAUAUCACAGUUUACUUCAAUCGAGAGAAUAUACUGCCCUUCAUAUUACUGAAUGUAAGUAAGUCUAAAUAUAACACUUCUAGCAUAACUACUUAACUAAGAGAAUUCAUUUGUAAACUUCCAAUAUUUCAAGAUAAAUUCUGCAUGCCAUUAACUGAAAAUACUGCAAUAUAAGCUAAGAGAAAGAAGAAAAAACAUAAUUAUGCACCGUUGAAUGUAAUUUAUUUUAAUUUUAUAAGCUCUUAUUGAAAUUUCUUCACAGAAUUUUUGUCUUUAUGAUUUAACUUUAUUUUACUGGCGCUUUCAUUCGGACUGACACAGUAACAAAAUAUAUCACUGCUCCCUGCAGCUGUAGACUUCAUACUGUGUGCACAUAAAAAUAGAUGUAGAACACCUGA